Messenger RNA from Brassica napus (rape), 1756 nucleotides. Its product is annotated as rho GDP-dissociation inhibitor 1. The record is from RefSeq and is a predicted model, not a curated record. The transcript has 4 exons. Bases 829 to 1584 code for a protein of 251 amino acids. Gene Ontology annotation, cellular component: cytosol; cytoplasm; membrane. Gene Ontology annotation, biological process: Rho protein signal transduction. Gene Ontology annotation, molecular function: protein binding; Rho GDP-dissociation inhibitor activity. NCBI's taxonomy places the organism in Eukaryota, Viridiplantae, Streptophyta, Magnoliopsida, Brassicales, Brassicaceae.
UAGAAUAUUCUAACCUCAUUAACAAUAUAUAAAUCUAAUCUUAACUAAAGUACCGUGCAAACAAGAUAACCUCUAACAACUUAAUUCCUUCUUAUCUUCAAGAUUUUCUUUUUGAUCAAAGUAGAUUCUUUGUUUUAACUAAUGGGCCAAUUCCAUAGACAAUAAGUGUAACUAUUUUGCAAAUAUAUGCUUCCCAAACGAGUAUCUAUUAUUCUUAUAUGUGCCAAUAGUUUUCAAAGUUUGAAUAUAUCAAAAUUUACAUAAAUGUCUAUCUCUUCCAAAUUGUGUUUCAAAAAACAAACUUUUUUUGUCAACAAAUAACAAACUAAAAUACAAACGUUACGUCCAAAACAAAAGUAAAUUAUUUAAAAAAAAAGAAGUUAUACAAAAUAAAAAUAUAAUCUUAUCUCAAUAAUAAUUAUUAAAAUUAGUACAAAUAUUAUCCGCGCAUGGAUCUGGAUCUAGUUAUAUUUUAAACGCUGAUCACUCAUGGAUACGCUGAUCAUUUGACACUCCUAUAGACUGUCGCCAAAACGUAUAAACAAUACAACUAUACGCGCAUUUUAAAACUCGUACAUAUUUAGCAAAUUUUGACUUUUUUGAGAGUUAGAUUAACAGAAUAAUAGGAUCACCGCAUGACCAUUUCUUCAACUCCAAAUAUAAUCAUUUCUCAAAAAAAACACUCUCACUUUCUCUCUCUCCCUCUUUCUGUUGCCAUCUUUGAGUUUUGCUCGAAUCCAAAGGUUGAUUUUAACUAAAAUCAUAUUAGAUUAACCAAGAGACUUUGGUUUUUGUUUGUUUCUUAAGUUUUGCUUGGAAGAAUCAAUAAUGGGUUUGGAAGAUGAGAAGAAGGGAGGAGAAGCAUCAGGAGAAACAUCAGACAGAGAAAAUAGGCUAAGCAGAAUGAACAGUGAGAGCUCUUUGUCUCCGACCGAAGAUGAUGAUGAUGACGACGAAGACAGGAAGCCCGAACUCGGUCCCAUGAUCGCUCUCAAAGAACAGCUUGAGAAAGACAAGGAUGAUGAAAGCUUGAGAAGAUGGAAGGAGCAACUUAUCGGCGUGGUGGAUCUUGAAGACGUUGGAGAGACAUCGGAUCCUGUAGUAAAGAUACUACACUUGACAGUUAGGUCUCCAGACAGAGAUGAGAUGGUAUUGACGAUACCUGAUGAUGGUGUGCCGAACCCGAAAGGUCCUUGGUUCACCAUAAAGGAAGGAUCUAAGUACACCCUUGUCUUCAACUUUCGUGUUACCAACAAUAUUGUUUCUGGACUUCGCUAUAACAAUACCGUUUGGAAAACCGGUGUCAAGGGUAAUUUUAAAUUUUUGUGUAAGAUAUAUUCUCCAAGAAAUUAUCUAUUAAUAGUUGGUGUUUUUCUUGUUGGGGCAGUGGAUAGUACGAAAGCAAUGCUUGGGACAUUUAGUCCCCAGGCUGAGCCUUACCAACAUGUGAUGCCUGAAGAAACCACGCCGUCUGGUAUAUUUGCUAGAGGAUCCUAUUCCGCAAGGACAAAGUUCAUUGAUGAUGAUAAUAAGUGCUAUUUGGAGAUCAACUACACCUUCGACAUCCGCAAAAAUUGGCAAUGAUUUAUCAGAUUCAACAUUUUCUUAAGUCUAAAACUAUAUAGACAAAGCUCUUCUGAUAACAUUCAUUUUUAUCUUACAUACGACUUCAGACUAGAAAAUUUAUUUAGCUUUCGAUUAAACGAGCAUGAAUAAAAAUAUCGUUCGAAGCUUUAAUCUAAUUUCCUCUUCACUU